CCUAUUAUCGCUUUGUCGUCCUCUUCUUUAACUGCCUGCUGACAUUUGGUUCCUACUUCUGCUUUGACAUYCCCAGUGUUUUACAGGAUCAGUUUCAAGGAAACCUUACAUGUCCCAAUGUGACACUAAUCAAUGGGACUGUGGACUGUGUGGAGGGACUGGGGAUGACCCCUCAGCAGUAUAAUCUCCUCUAUGCCAUCUAUGCUUGGACAAACGCAGUGGUGGUAAUCAUGGCUGGAUUCCUCAUUGACAAAUUAGGAAAUCGCUUUGGGGUGUUUCUGUUCUCUUUCCUGUGUGUUUUGGGCUCAUCCCUGUUCGCCCUGGGUUCCCACUUCAAAGGAACUCCCUAUCUUCUUCCACUCAUGCUCACAGGCCGUUUGUUGUUUGGAUCAGGCAAUGGAUCUUUGACCAUCGUACAGAACCGCAUCACAGCCUUCUGGUUUAAAGGGAAGGAGCUGGCUUUGGCUUUCGGUCUGACUCUGGCCUUUUCUCGUCUGGGUUCAGUCCUGAACUUCUUCCUYACUGAGAGGUUUGAAGUCAAAUAUGGCAUGCAGUUGACACUUUUGGGUGGAGCGCUGCUGUGUGUUCUCGGCUUCGUUUCUGCCAUCAUAGUGAGCGUCUUAGACAAGGUUGGAAUGAAGCAGCUGGGCCUGGAUGGAGCCAUCCAGGAGGAGUCCCGGAAAGUGAGGAUUCAGGAUGUGAGGCUUCUGUCGCUGCGAUACUGGCUGCUGGUUCUUACCAUCAUGUUCUUCUACAACAGCAUUUUCCCAUUCAUCGCAGAUGCCAGCAAGUUCAUCAAGGAUAAAUAUGGCGACUACACUCAGAAGGAGGCAGCCUACAUCGCAGGUGCCGUGUAUGACAGUUCUCUGGUCCUCUCAGCCACUGUGGGCAUUCUCAUAGAUUAUGUGGGCCUGCGGGGUGUUUUUGCACUAGCUUGUGCCAUCCUCACGCUGCCUGUGUUCGGACUCCUGGCCUUCACCUUCGUCCCUCCGUUGGUCGCCACCAUUUGGCUCGGAGUCACGUACUCCUUUGCUGCUGCCAGCAUGUGGCCCUCGAUUCCCCUCGUAGUUCCUCAGGCCACCUUAGGAACAGCCAUGGGCCUGGCCACCUCCAUACAGAUGGUGGGGAUCGGAGUGUCCAAUCUGGUCGUGGGACACAUUUUAGGCACCACGUCCGGUGAAACUAAGAUCCCAUUGUGGCGCUGGCAGAGGAUGAUGAUCUUUAUGUUGGCAAACACCAUCAGCUGCAUCGUCACAGCGGUGUUUCUCAACGUUGUGGAUCACAGACAGGGUGGAACUCUGAACAAGACAACCAAAAGGUCAGAACAGAGCCAGAGAGGCACGGAGCGUGAGUUCCUCCUCAGCAGGGAGGAAGAGAAGGAGCAGGAUGAGAACAGGGAUGAUGCUGCUGGAUCUAUCAAUUCAUGAGCUUUAAUCCUUUUUUUUUCUUUCUUUUUUUUUAAAUUGUACUUUUAAGUGAGUUUACCUUCAGUCUCAAAUGAAAAAAAAAAGAGCUGCUGACUGGUCUGA
Austrofundulus limnaeus is the source of this 1529-nucleotide messenger RNA. It is a transcript of the gene mfsd1l, whose product is annotated as major facilitator superfamily domain containing 1-like. The record is from RefSeq and is a predicted model, not a curated record. Lineage: Eukaryota; Metazoa; Chordata; Actinopteri; Cyprinodontiformes; Rivulidae. Gene Ontology annotation, molecular function: transmembrane transporter activity. Gene Ontology annotation, biological process: transmembrane transport.